Aspergillus nidulans FGSC A4 is the source of this 1440-nucleotide messenger RNA. RefSeq names its product MFS transporter. The transcript is spliced from 4 exons. Gene Ontology annotation, cellular component: membrane. Gene Ontology annotation, molecular function: transmembrane transporter activity. NCBI's taxonomy places the organism in Eukaryota, Fungi, Ascomycota, Eurotiomycetes, Eurotiales, Aspergillaceae. The record is from RefSeq and is a predicted model, not a curated record. Gene Ontology annotation, biological process: transmembrane transport. The coding region runs from base 1 to 1440 and encodes 479 amino acids.
AUGAGACUCCGAGACUCCAGGACACCUGAUCAGGGGUCUCCGCCGCGAACCUUGAAAACGGCGGAGCGACGUCCCUCAACACUGAAGCCCACGCCCAAGCCGAAGAUUCGAAUCUCAUUACUUGGAGGGGGCCAGAUGACCCAGAAAAACCCCAGGAAAUGGCCCAACAGUAUGAAACCGAGAAAUUCAUGGGCCGUGUCUCUGUUCGUCUUUAUUUCGCCUGUCUCGUCGUCAAUGAUCGCCCCCGCCAUGCAAAAUCUCGGCAGUGAUCUAGGGAUGCAGACCGAGAUUGAGAUAUAUCUUUCUAUGGCCAUAUUCAUUCUCGCCUAUGCAAUUGGUCCUACAUUCUUUGGGCCGGCGUCGGAGCUUUACGGUCGUGUGCGUCUGCUGCAGAUCAGCAACAUUUGGUACCUAGCCUGGAACUUGGGAUGCGGUUUCGCCAAUACCAAAGCUCAGCUAUUUGCGUUUCGUUUUCUUGCGGGUAUUGGUGGCAGUGCACCGCUGGCUAUUGGAGGUGGUGCAGUUGGUGACAUGUGGAGCGCCGAGGAACGCGGCAAAGCCAUGGGCGUUUACACUCUUGGACCGCUCCUUGGGCCUGUCGUCGGACCUAUUGCUGGAGGCUUUAUCGCUGAGUAUACAACAUGGCGCUGGGUUUUCUGGGCAAGCUCUGCCGCAGCCGUUGGCAUUCAGUUGGCCGGGUUUGUCUGGUUGCGCGAGUGUCACCCGGCAACCCUACUACGAAUGCGUCGGGAUUGUCUCGUCAAAGAAACUGGCAACGAGAAUUUUCACGUCGAAGAGAGGGCUGAGGCACUCACUCAUAAGCUCCUUCACGCCUUCGAGCGUCCGGUUCUGCUAUCCAUAACCCAGCCCAUCGUCACCUGCAUUGCCGUCUAUAUGGCCUACAUUUUCGGAGUAACGUACCUCAUGCUCGCAACAUUCCCGGAUAUCUGGACUGAGGUCUACGACGAAACCCGCAGUAUCAGCAGCGUCAAUUAUGUAUCCAUCGCACUCGGCUCCUUCACCGGCCUCUUCCUCAACCUCAAGUUUAUCGACCGCAUCUACAGAGUCCUCAAAGCGCGCAACAACAAUAUCGGCAAGCCCGAGUUCCGCAUGCCGGCUCUAGCAAUUGGCUCCAUCAUCAGUACCAUCGGCCUCUUCUGGUACGGCUGGAGCAUAGGGACCAGGUAUUGGAUUAUGCCUGAUAUCGGCGCUGCGAUCUUCGCUGCGGGGACUAUCUCUUGCCUCUAUCAGACCUACGCUGCGAGCGCAAUGGCAGCAUGUGCAAUUCUGCGCAGUCUGGCAGGUUUUGCGUUCCCGCUCUUUGCGCCGUAUAUGUACCAGUCUUUGGGAUAUCAGUGGGGAACUAGUGUGUUGGCUUUCGUUACCAUAGGUAUUGUGUGGACGGCGCCGUUUGGAUUCUGGUAUUUUGGGCGAUGCUAA